This is a messenger RNA of Rotaria sp. Silwood2, 1359 nucleotides long. The record is from the annotation of a GenBank genome assembly. NCBI's taxonomy places the organism in Eukaryota, Metazoa, Rotifera, Eurotatoria, Philodinida, Philodinidae.
AUGAUACGGAAGUUAGCACCUACUUGUAUUGCUGCUGCUGAAAUCGAUGGCAUGACCAUCCAUUCACUUUUGGGUGAACAGCGUAACUCAGGAAAGGCGCGUGCGGUUAAACCAGGCGAUUCAAAACUCGAGAAAGAAUGGACUCUUGUUGAAUACCUCUUAAUUGAUGAGAUGAGUAUGAUUGGUUUAACUCUACUUGCGAAACUCAACCGAAUUAUAUAUGCUGCAAAACAUACUGAUCCUCAAGUUCCAUUUGGUGGUGUAAAUGUCAUCUUCUUCGGCGAUUAUUUACAAUAUCGGCCUGUAUAUGAUGUACCCCUACAUACAGAUUUCACUUUACCGGUCAAAAGUAAAUGGAACAAGAUAGCAACUGAAAAACAAAUUCAACAACGUGUUGGACGUUCUUUAAUUCUUCAAAUCAAUUGUGUGGUCAAACUUACUCCACAGAUGAGAACAGAGGAUUCACGUUACCUUCAGCUGCUCGAACGGCUUCGUCAUGGAGAAUGUAACUACGAUGACUACGAAUUAUUGUUAACACGAGUAGUGGGGCAAUCCUCCGUACCCUUGUUAAGUGAUUCACCAUGGAAUAAAGCUCCGAUUCUCGUAUUUCGUAAUGAAGUACGAACAAAAUUGAACAACAAGGCGGCUCCGAUUCUCGUAUUUCGUAAUGAAGUACGAACACAAUUAAACCACAAGGCGGUCAGUCACAAAGCAGAACAAGUGGAACAAACGCCAAUAGUAUGCGUUGCCCAAGACACUUGCAAAAGCAAACCAAUUGAAGAUCGAGCACUUCUUAAAAAACUAUUGGAAUUAUCUGAUAGCAAAACGGAGCAUCUAUCAGGUCUAUUACCUCUCGUUCCUGGAAUGCCUGUCAUUUCAACGCAAAAUAUUGCAAUUGAAUUGGGUCUUAUCAAUGGUGUCAACGGAAUCUUUCGGCAACUUGUCUACCAGGAAGGUUCAGUGUCAACUGAUAUUAUUUCGGAAGAAUUUUCCACGAAUGCACGAUAUGUCCAUCGACCUUUGUAUGCCUUGGUGGAAAUUACAAAGUUAAAGAUCGAAUGCAAUGUAGAACAACUUCAGCCAAAGCUGAUUCCAAUACUGGUAAUGGAGCAAACAUUUCGAGUCGAUAGAGGUGAUAUGCUUCCAAAAGAUAAAAAGCCCAAAUCAAAUAGAAAAGCAGUUUUAUCCAUAAAACGGCGAGCAUUACCACUUGUACCAGCUUAUUGUAUUACAACGCACAAGAGUCAAGGUCAAACCUUGAAUAAAGUUGUAAUUGAUUUAAAACUGCCAAAUGAAACCGAUGGCAUUGCUUCAGUCUAUGUACCACUGUCGCAGCAAGUCACAACUGGCAGAAAUUGA